ACCCGAACGAGGACGAGGGAGUUGAGACACGCCGACUGGGUUUGUCAUCCAUUACAGUAGAAAACGUUAAAACGAAGGCCCCACAUUCCAAAGAUGUUGAAACCAACCCAUGGGUGGAUCGGUCAGAAGAUAUGGCAUACCGCAAAGUCACGGAACAAAAUUUUCUCCAACAGUUCUCAA
Molecule: messenger RNA, 180 nt
Organism: Opisthorchis viverrini
Lineage: Eukaryota; Metazoa; Platyhelminthes; Trematoda; Opisthorchiida; Opisthorchiidae
Exons: 1
Source: RefSeq, a predicted model, not a curated record